This is a messenger RNA of Ascochyta rabiei, 1770 nucleotides long. RefSeq lists its product as uncharacterized. The record is from RefSeq and is a predicted model, not a curated record. The transcript is spliced from 3 exons. Gene Ontology annotation, biological process: transmembrane transport. NCBI's taxonomy places the organism in Eukaryota, Fungi, Ascomycota, Dothideomycetes, Pleosporales, Didymellaceae. Gene Ontology annotation, molecular function: transmembrane transporter activity. The coding region runs from base 1 to 1770 and encodes 589 amino acids.
AUGGCAGCAAACAUGGAUCCCAUUAACAGUGCCCUCGAUAUCACUGAGAUCAGUCAUGAAACCAAGAGGGAAAUGAGCACUUUUGACGUCGACGAAGACGAUGCCAUCCGCAAGGUUGAGGAAGCCAUAACCGUCGACCCUAAUGCUCAACAGGGUAUCAGGAAUGUCGAAGCUGUUACUUUGACCUGGACGAAAACUUCGCUAGCAUGUGCCUUUGCAUGCAUGUGGAUGCUCUAUCUCACGAAUGCCUUCCAGUCGUCCAUCACCAGCAACCUCACACCAUACGUCACCAGCGAAUUCGAGGAACACUCGCUUCUCACAGUCAUCAACAUUGUCGCGAACUCAAUGGCCGCAGCUGUCUACAUUCCAACUGCCAAGUUGCUCGAUCUCUGGGGCCGCGCUGAAGGUUUCUGUAUCAUGGUCUGUUUCGCUACGCUCGGACUCAUCUUGAUGGCCGUCUGUAAGAGCCUUUACACCUUCUGUGCUGCUCAAGUAUUCUACACCAUCGGUUUUGGUGGUAUGAUCUACUGUGUGGAUGUCAUCACCGCAGACGCCUCGAGUCUGAAACACCGAGGACUGGCCUUUGCUUUCACAUCCUCGCCAUACAUCAUCACUGCCUUUGCGGGACCCAAAUCUGCGGAAGGGUUCUACAACAACGUCAAGAACUGGCGUUGGGGCUUCGGUGCUUUUGCCAUCAUCGUGCCGUUUGUAGCGGCGCCUCUGUUCAUCAUCUUGAAGUUGAACUUGAGGAAGGCAAAGCGUGAAGGUGUGCUUGCACGCGAGAAGAGCGGCCGAAACCUCUUCCAGAGUAUCGUCUUCUACAUUCGAGAGUUCGAUGCACCUGGAUCAUUCCUCCUCGCCUGUGGUCUCAUCAUCUUCCUCCUUCCCUUCACGCUUGCGGAUUCCGCUCCGAAUGGAUGGAGUACCGGUUAUAUCAUCGCGAUGUUAAUAGUUGGAUUUGUCCUUCUAGUCCUGUUUGGUCUUCACGAACGCUUCACAGCCCAGGUCCCUUUCCUGCCGUUCAGCCUUCUAUUGAAUCGAUCAGUCGUCGGCGCCUGUCUGCUGUCCUUCACCUACCAGAUCUCGUACUACGCCUGGAACAGCUACUUCACCUCAUUCUUGCAGGUUGUAAGCAACCUCACUAUCGCCGAAGCCGGAUAUGUCUCAUCAACAUUCGACGUUCUCUCUGGUUUCCUGCUUCUCAUCUGUGGUUUCAUCAUCAGCAAGACAGGUCGUUUCAGAUGGUUGCUGUUCAUUGCCAUUCCUUUCUACCUCCUUGGGCAAGGUCUGAUGAUUCAUUUCCGUCAACCAAACACUAGCGUUGGCUACCUCAUCAUGUGUCAAGUUUUCAUCGCUAUCGGAGGCAGUAUUAUCAUCCUUUGCGAACAGCUUGCUGUUAUGGCUGCUGCUGAUCACCAGCACAUUGCCCCAGUACUGGCUCUGCUCAACAUUUUUGGUUGGCUUGGCGGUGCCGUCGGCAACACAAUUUCAGGUGCUAUCUGGACCAAUUCCUUCCCGCAGGCUUUGGCAAGGAUGUUGCCUGAAGAGGAGCUCGAGAACAUUGACUCGAUCUACGGCGAUCUUACCGUUCAGCUGAGCUACGAGAGGGGGUCACCUACACGAAUGGCGAUUGAGCAGGCGUACGGUAUCGCGCAGAAGAGGAUGCUCGUCGCAGGCACAUGCAUCAUGUGCUUGACUCUUAUCUGGAUUGUGUUGAUCAAGAACCACAACGUCGCAAAGAUGCAGCAGACCAAGGGUCGUGUUUUCUAG